CAUGAGCAAAAAUAAAUUCGAAAACGCCAUCGCGAUACCUAUAUACGUAAAUAAACAAAUAAACACUCAGUCACGAGCGACACAGGACCGUUCACACACACGCGGCUAUAUAUAAGCCAUGCUUUGCAACUUGGUCUUCAGUAACUGCAAGAGAUCGUUGAGAUUCAGUCCUACACACACAUACAAGUUUAACCCCUUUCUUUCUAUACGCAAUAUGAGUGUUUCACCUGCCAAGUCUGUACCAGACACACUGGUGAGUGGUCCCAACGCCCACUUAGUAGCGCCAGGAAAAUGUCAAUUCGGAUCGGACUUCACCUCCGUAUCUCUGCUGAAGCGCUGGAAGGUGUCAGAGACCUCCAGUGUGCUACAGUUUUCGCUUCCCAAGACUGACGAGCCGUUAAACCUGAGCACGUGUGCGUGCAUUCUGGCCAAGGCUGAUCUCCCCGACCGAGACGGGAAGACGGAGGCUGUAAUCCGGCCCUAUACACCUAUCUCGACGAAUUCCCAAGUUGGCACAUUCGACCUAUUAGUCAAAAACUACGGCAAGGACGGGCGCAUGUCCACCCACCUGGUUGAAGAAUUGAAGGAAAACGACACCGUCGAGUUCAAACACAUUGACAAGAACGUCAAGAUUCAGGCUCCUUUCGACGGCUACAAGAAGAUUGGUAUGAUUGUGGGCGGCACCGGUAUCACACCCAUGAUACAAGCCCUACACGCCAUCCUGGGUGAUGAGACGAGUAAGGUGAAAGCUACCAUGCUUUAUGGUUCCAAGAUGCAGUCGGAUAUACUUGCGCAGGAUAUGCUGGACAACUGGGUCAAGCACGAUCGGUUGGAGCUGGAGUAUGUUCUCUCGGAUGAGCCAGAGGAUUCAGAUUGGAAGGGCGAGCGCGGAUUCAUCACAAAGGAUUUGAUCAAGAAGCAUCUCUUCAGCCCUGAAGAUAAGGAAGGAAUCAUCUUUGUAUGCGGGCCUCCACCCCUGUACCAGGCGUUGUGCGGUCCAAGGGAUUCGCCUGAACUGACAGGUGCCCUGAAGGAAAUGGGCUACACAUCCGAUCAGGUGUUCAAGUUCUAGAGCUGUCGGAUUUACAAUUUGUAAAUGCUGAAUAGGCGUCUGUUUACGUACAGAAUGAGCAAUAAAGCUAAAUCGAUAUAACUCCCGA
Molecule: messenger RNA, 1160 nt
Organism: Sphaeroforma arctica JP610
Lineage: Eukaryota; Ichthyosporea; Ichthyophonida
Exons: 4
Coding region: 119-1072 (317 amino acids)
Molecular function (GO): cytochrome-b5 reductase activity, acting on NAD(P)H
Source: RefSeq, a predicted model, not a curated record